Messenger RNA from Procambarus clarkii (red swamp crayfish), 5298 nucleotides. NCBI's taxonomy places the organism in Eukaryota, Metazoa, Arthropoda, Malacostraca, Decapoda, Cambaridae. The record is from RefSeq and is a predicted model, not a curated record.
GCUGCGGCUCAGACGCCUCCGUUUGGAACUGCUGGAGGAAAAUACUCAGUCGUAUUGGGUGGAAGCUGCGGUGUAGGUCCUUCGCUGGUUACUCGUUGUGUCAGUCAUGUGCAGACUUGCUGGUGACGGUAGACGGUGAAGCAGGGAUGAGUGCUCCACACCUCCAGCCACACCUGGCUGGCCUGCAGACGCUUCUAUGUUUGGUGCUCUGUGGGUCGUGGAGCAACUUGGUCGUUGCUAGACCGAACCCCAUUGUCGUCUUUCCUGGCAAGGCAACUUGGGGUUAUAGCACAGAUGUUAGUGAGCCGAUAUCUUUUGGUGGAGGCUCAGGAAGAUCCUCUCGCUCCUUGGACACCCACACUGGAAACUUUAUCAGUGCAAGAAUAACAUCACGCAAUACAGAGGAUGGACUGUGGGUUGGGAAGGCGUUCCCCGUCGUCAAUUCCCCUACUAGACAGGUCGUCUCGGCAUCAUUCACUGUUAAAGGCGGUGAGAAGGAUUAUCGGAAUGUAGACUUACAUGGUAUAUCACACGUGCAGCGCCCGACUCUACCUCGCCAAUCGCCUUCCUUACGUCCCAAUCUUCCCGACGUUCGACCACCUUUUGUGCCGAUGUUUGCGCCUAAUCACUUCCCACUCGACGUCUCAAGGCGAUUUCCUUACCUACAUUUCAAUUUUAAUGAUGGCUACAGAGUGCAUGACCCUAGAGAACAUUUUUACAAAACUCUUCAUGGUCGUUUUCAAAAUAUGGUCAGGCAGCCAAGAACGCUUGUGAGUGACGAAAUAUUAUCUCAAUUUGGACGUAAUUUGUCAGAUAAAAACUUUGACGAUAUUCGUGAAAAAUUCAGUCGCAUUAUUAUAAAGAACAUUUUACCACAUAGGGCCGAUGGCAAUGUUUCAGACGAAUAUAAUUUGGAUGACGAAAGGAAUACAGAAGCAGCAUUAGUUACCUCAAGCGAGAAAAUCACCUCAGUCCAUGAACGAAGUGUAGACGAAGACAAUAUUUAUAAUAGACAGGUGUACUUUGGCCGUGAUCAAAGCUUCAAUGAAAUAAUUGCAACUAAUAAGUCUACAGCUUUAGACAGCAACGAAACAAAAGCUAUACCAGACGACCAAACCGUUCUGGCGUCAAUCUACGUGAAACCUGUUGAUUCCGGUACUCUGGUAGCUUACUAUGAAGACGUUGACUCCUCGCCUUACCCCCCAUCUAAGGAUCAAGUCAAUGGGUUAGGAUCUAAUUAUAGCUCGUCUGGGAACUCAACAAAGAAACGUUUACCACAGUAUAUUAUCGUGAAGGACCCGGGGUUUACUGCUCCCGUCUCAGUCCUGGGCGUAGAGGAAGGCACAAAAAUUCCUUUUACCGUCGAUAGAAAAGCAAUUGAGGAUAGUUACAGAUAUCCUCCGUCCUCAAACGACGUGUCCAGAACGGUUGAGAGGAAAAAAAUCAAUUUCCAUGAUAUUGCUUUCCCCAUCAGUAGGCGAGGAACGUCUCUCACAAAUAACGUGACCCAUGUUGGUGAAAGUCGAAGAUCGUUGUCUUCAGUUGCUUUGCCUUCCACUGAAGAAGACCAAAAUAUUUCUUCCUCGAGCGACAUGCCCUCAGUUGACCAAAAUAAUAAUUCCUUUGCUGCUUCAUCAACCCUUGAUCAGCCCGGAGACCAUUCCGAAACGACCGAAGUUUCAAUCAAUCAAUCAAUCGAAGUUUCGUCCGAAGAAUCGAACGAGCAAUCUUCGGACGACGACGACUGUUCCUGUGAUGAAGAGGCUUCUGACACAAACGACAAAUUACCCGUUGAUGAAUACAAAAAACAUUCUCAGUCAAGUGAAGUAUCAUUCCAUGACUCGCAUAAGCAUCAUUUUCCUUUCGAUGAGUAUCUUCCUGGCAAAGAGAAACGACCUCUUCCAUCUGGUAUUGCGUCUUCUCUUAGUUCAGAGCAAAAGUAUGUUCCAUCAAACGAUGUUUCAGUCAUCAAGGAAAGUUUCACAUUAAGAAGUCCUACAACCAUUAGCGAAAAUUCCACAAUAAACGACACGUUUUCAGUUGGUGAAAGUUUCAAAUCAAACUUUGCCUCUUUCAUUGGUGAAAAUUUGACAUCAAGUGGCACAUCUUCCGUUGAUGAAAGUUUCAUAUCAUACAGCGCAUCUUCCGUUGGCGAAAGUUCCACAACAAAUGGCAUGUCAUCAGAUGAGAAAAGUUCCACAUUAAACUUCAAGUAUUCCUCACGUCAAACACCAACAACCGCUGCGCCUCACACCAAUGAAAACAGAAAACCCUCAUCAAACAGCAUUUACUCCACUGACGUACUCCCAAACCUCCCAACCAUGAAAGAUAUAACUUUAACUAAAGAACUACUCGUAACCAACACUGUCAAGAACAACGAACACUCACCCCAGAAGCAGGCUACGUACCCCACGGACAAGAACAUUUUUCAACCGGACAUUGAGAUGCUGGAGACCGAAGUAUCUUCCGGACAUCCACUGACGACUCCGCUGGGAGUUAUAACCCUUGUAGGUUGUCUUCUAGUUGCGAUCUUAAUCCUAUUGUAACCCACCACAGUGCUAUUAGAAAAAAGAUAAAGUGUGUAUGUGUGUGUGUUUGUGUAUAGCGUUUAAGGCUAAAGAUGAACUGAAGAUGUUAAACACCAAAACGAUAUUUUUUAGGUGUUUGUGGCAUGCUUUAACUUCGUUAACAGUUACUGACAUAUGUGAUCAUGGAAACGUGAAUGGUCUUGUGCUCGGUAAAUGGGUAAAUAUACCUCCUGAACUCCCUCACAAUGGAACAAAGUACAAGAGUAACGUUGAUUGAACGUUAAAUUCAACGUUAUCAACACUGAUUCAGCGUUAAAUUCAAAGUUGAUUCAGCGUUAAAUUUAAAGUUGAUUCAGUGUUAAAUUCAACAUUAUCAACACUGAUUCAGCGUUAAAUUCAACGUUCUCAACACUGAUUCAGCGUUAAAUUCAAAGUUGAUUCAGCGUUAAUUUCAACAUUAUCAACACUGAUUCAGCGUUAAAUUCAACGUUAUCAACACUGAUUCAGCGUUAAAUUCAACGUUCUCAACUCUGAUUCAGCGUUAAAUUCAACGUUCUCAAGGAGUAGUUAAUUGGAAUAGCGAUUAGAAACAACUAACAUGAAUAGGUACUAGGAACAGCUGUUGAGAACAUCUGAAAUGAACUGUUACUAGGAACAGUAACUAGGAACACGUAACAGAAAUAACACAAGUCCUAAAACAGGAACUUGAAGAUUUCACAAAUUAUAUUCCCCCUUUUAUUCUCUCCUACUGUUUCUCUGUUUCCCGUUUAGUAGACAGUUUUCCACUUAAUUUUCUCAACUAUUUACUCCAUCCUGGCUAUUUGUUCUUACUAGAAGCUCGAACGAUCAUAGGAGUCAUACUAGCAGCUUAAUCGAUUAUACAGUCUCAGAUCGACUUGAGAAUGGUCCAGGACGGACCGAAACGUCGUCGUCCUUUCACAUUCUAGUGUGUGGUCUGGUCAUCAGUCUCAGAUCUAUACAGAUCAGUCAGUCAUAGGAGUUAUACAAGGAACUCGGUCGAUUGCACAAGCAAUACAAGAAACUCCAGAUAAAUAGAGGUAACAGAGAAAUAUGUAUACAGCACUGAACCUGGUUUGGCAGUUACUCCAACGACUGUAAUCACUCGAGAAUGUUAUCAUGAACAGUAUUUAAGGUGUAACUAACUCCACAAUACCGUAGAGUUCUAACACGAUACAGUAUACAAAUCCACAGGAGCCGUGAUGAGAGUUCGAACCUAUGCGCUGGGUGCCUGGUAACACCCAGCCCAUAGGUUCGAAUCGGCAUCACGGCUCCUGUGGAUUUGUUCAUUGAUAUAUCACGUUAAUGGGAUUUUUCUGUGUACGAUACAGAAUAUUAAAUCCUGGAACAGUUCAAUGAUACAGGAUGUUCUCUAAUGUUCAAUUGGGAUGGUUAAGGUAAGUAUGGGGACAUCUCUCUCUCUAUCAUUAAAUAGGUACCUGGAAGUUAGACAGCUGCUACGGGCUGCUUCCUAGGGGUGUGUAACAAAAAAGGAGGCCUGGUCGAGGACUGGGCCGCGGGGACGCUAAACCCCGAAGACAUCUCAAGAUAACCAAGGAAGGUGUGGUUGUUGGAGGUGUGUGAGGGGGAGGGGGAGGGGGAGAGAGUAAUAACCCUUCAUAUUAAAUACAACGCUGCUUUUCUGAAUCUCUUGUUGUAUUGAAAUUAAGACGCUGUCAUAAAGACUAAUUGUCUGUAUUAUCUAUAUAAUGUUAAAGGUGCUUUCCACCUUUGCUAAAAAGAAAUUUGCAUGUUCAUUAUAAUGCUCCUGUCUAACCAUACUUGGACUAUGGGUACAUCGGUGGCCUUGCAUAUUUCAUGGUCGGGGCUAGAUGCACCGCUGGUCCAAGGGAUUGGGUAGCGUUCCCUAACCCCAAACCUCACAUCCCAGCUCCUUGGCUGCCUAUCCUUUUUCACGUCUAUAUAACCUUGCUGGCUUUGUGUCUUCUCGUGACUAUUUAGUUCUCUGUUGGUCACUUGUCAAGGAGAAAACAAUACUUAAGAAAUGUGUUUAUUGUAUUAAUCUGUAUUUUUUUAUCUUUGUUAUUUCCUGUGUAUGAAAGAACAUGUUUUACUUGUUUAAUUUUGAUGUGUUAUGUGCUUCUAAAUACUGUUUAUUCUUGUUGUUUUGUUUCCUUCAGAGAGAGAUCACGUGCCACCUUAUUUUCUUAUUUGUUUGUAUAAAUAAAGACAAAUGUUGAUUGUAGUUAACAUUGUAAGUUCUCCAUACGUCUCCCACUGUGACGCCAACCCGUCCUCCUAAUAGAACGUCGCAGUUUGACGUAUAGUCUACCUAAGUCACAGAUUGUCGUACUAUAAAAUGAUAGCAGCUCGUGAAAUUGACAUACUGUCCCGUUUUCUGUUUUGGGUCCUCUGGUAGGAUAGGAUAAGGGCACGUUAGUACGACAGUUUCUUGACGUUGGGGGAACAUUAGGAGGACGGGCUGGUGGUGACUCAGGCGGCCUCAAAUGGCUCUUAAACAUGAUCGUCUACUAUGUAUACUUGUGUAAAGGAGGAAAUGUAUAUGUUUAUCUCUCAGAAUGUUUGGUAAUAUGUUUAUUGUUUGUGAUGUGUGUAUAUGUAUGUAUUAACACGAUGUACUGAACGGGGUGAGAAUAGCUUGAGCUACCUUAUCCCUUUGUGUGUAUUUUAUCUCAAUAAACUUAUUUCAAUUUCAAUUUCUACUAUGUAAAUUCACCAAUACCUUAAUAUGUACAACGAGUGCUUAAAAUACAGUUCCACAUAUGUAUUA